ACGCCGUCGUUUUAGGUCCUUUGCGCGCUUAUGGCCUAACGCACCUACGUCGACCUGGAGCAAUUCCCAAUUUCCAGUAGGCGGUAGGAAGGAGAAGAAGAGGGGAGAGAGUAGAGAGAGAGAAGAAAGGAAUGCCGAAGAGAACAACACACACGUACUCGAGCGAGGACGCAGCUCCGGAUGGACCUGACUCUGAUCUCUUCGUCUAUUACUGCAAGCACUGUGGAUCCCACCUCCUCAUAACUGAUACCCAAUUGCAGAAAAUGCCGAAGAGGAAGACGGACAAGGCUUAUGUGUUGGACAAGAGCAAGCAUCUUGCAAGGCUCAAUAUUGCUGAGGCUGGAAAGGUUUUGUUGAAAAGAGGGGAAGGGAAAUUGGAGAAGCAAUUUCGAAUGAACUGUGUGGGUUGUGGACUCUUUGUUCUCUAUCGCUCGGAAGAAGACUUGGAAGGUGCUUCUUUCAUUUAUGUUGUUGAUGGUGCUCUAAGCACAGUUGCUGCUGAAACCAACCCACAGGAUGCUCCUGUGCCACCUUGUAUAUCAAACCUAGAAGGGGGACUCGUUCAAGUGGCUAUAGAAGUGGAAGAUCGUGCACAACGCUCAGCGAUCACAAGAGUGAAUGCUGACGAUGUAAGAGUCACUGUAGCUGCACCUGCUGCUCGGGGAGAAGCAAACAACGAGCUCUUGGAAUUCAUGGCCAAAGUGUUGGGUCUGAGACUAAGCCAGAUGACUCUUCAGAGAGGGUGGAAUAACAAAUCAAAACUCCUUGUGGUAGAGGAUUUGUCUGCUAGGCAAGUAUAUGAGAAACUUCUGGAGGCUGUGCAACCUUGAGUCUUUACAGUGCAAUUUCAAAUGUCAACUCUAAUGAAUAACAUCAGUCGACUUGUAUGUUUACAGCUUACCCUAGACAUCAGCGGUACAAAUUAUUCUUGUGUUAGUUGUGAUGCAAUAUGAAUCUUCAAUUGUAAAAUCCCGAGUCUUUUAGGCGAUAGCUCCAUCUAACUCAUCUGUACUCUUGCACUUGAUAGUGAUAAAGGUUUGGUUGAUUAUAUGCACCUUUUCUGUUUCCGUUAGAA
Messenger RNA from Malus domestica (apple), 1075 nucleotides. Its product is annotated as UPF0235 protein At5g63440. The record is from RefSeq and is a predicted model, not a curated record. Lineage: Eukaryota; Viridiplantae; Streptophyta; Magnoliopsida; Rosales; Rosaceae.